Messenger RNA from Ilex paraguariensis (yerba mate), 5565 nucleotides. The record is from the annotation of a GenBank genome assembly. Lineage: Eukaryota; Viridiplantae; Streptophyta; Magnoliopsida; Aquifoliales; Aquifoliaceae.
AUGGUUGCUGUCGUGGAGCUUUUUCCAAUCAUGGUCUCAUUAACUCUUUGCCACAGCGAAGUGGACUUCUUAGAUUCGGCAACCCAGGUCCAUGAAUAUGACCCUCUUUUCUUCUCUAGAAAGAGGCUCAAGGUAUUAAGUUCUGCACGCAGUUAUUUAGCGUCGCAUAAUUGCUCAGACAAUCACGACGACAGUGCCUCUUCCUUGGAGCUGAGCCAUGGUUGCUUGAAUAAUGCUCCUGUUUCUUCAUCUUGCUGCAAUUGUCACAAACCAUUUGGUUCACAAUUUGUGGCAGAGGUGGGUUGUCAGUCAAAUGGCGACAAUGGCCAUAUAUCCCAACCUUCCGAAGUUGGUGGGAGUUCAUGCAGUGAUAAGGGUUAUACUGGGUAUGCUGUGCCCGCAUUUGUUGGUGGAUGGAUGUAUGUCAAUCAAGAUGGGCAAAUGUGUGGCCCAUACAUUCAGGAGCAGUUGUAUGAGGGCUUAUCUACUGGUUUCCUUCCAGACGAGCUUCCUGUGUAUCCCAUCUUGAACGGGACUCUAAUCAACCCUGUGCCAUUGAAGUACUUUAAGCAGUUUCCAGAUCAUGUUGCUACGGGCUUUGCAUAUUUUACGGCAGCUGUCUCUGGCAUAAAGGGGCCUGUCAAUUGUUUUACAAGUUCUGGUAGGGAGUUGACUACAAAUAGGCAAGAGUUUGCUACCGAUAUUGCUCAGUCUAACUCACAGCUGGCAUUCCAAUCAUGCUCCAACUACCAAAGUUUUAGCGCCAACCAGCAGAUGGCUAACUCUGAAGUAGGUAGCUCGACUGCAACAUAUCUGCCACCGAUGGGUGAUGAACCCUGUUGGCUAUUUGAGGAUGAUGAGGGGAGGAAACAUGGGCCUCAUUCUCUUCUAGAACUUUCCUCUUGGUGUCACUGUGGUUAUCUUUGUGAUUCUGUAUUGAUAUAUCAUGCUGAUAAUAAGAUUAAGCCCUUUAUUUUGCAAUCAGUAAUAAAUGCUUGGCGAGCAGCGGGAACUGGACCUAUUCAUCUAUCUGAUGCUAAAGGCAACGAGUCUGGCUCUUUAUCAAACUUCAUAUCUGAAAUUUCAGAAGAAGUUUGCUCCCAACUCUACUAUGGAAUCAUGAAAGCGGCUCGCAGAGUUGUGCUAGAUGAGGUUAUUAGCCACAUAAUCACAGAGUAUGUUGCCACAAAGAAAGCUCAAAAACACGUUAAGUUUGAAGCGGUCAAUCAGACUGUCAAAACUUUCUCUUUAAAUGACAGAACGUCUGAAACAGGUUGUGACAGGAAGGACUAUGUUGCUUGUGGGAGUGAAGCAGCGGUAUGUAGUAAUGUUUCUGACCGGAAAUCUCCUACUAAUGGAAGUCCUACGAAGUCUCCAGCAAGGAUGAAAUCUGUUGGAAGCUUUGAGAAAUUUUGGGGUUCAUAUAUAGUGGUUUGCAGAAUGGUUUUUGAUUCCUGCAUGCAAGUACUGUGGAAUGCUGUCUUUUAUGAUCCUGUAGUUGGGUAUUCUUCUGCUUGGAGAAAGAGGAAACGUUGGUCUGGUCUUGAGGCUACCAUUGAACAGAGCAUGCAGUUCAAGGGAUACCUUGGGAAGAUUGAAAAGCUACGUCCCAAAGUACUUUGUUCAGAACAAGAACCUUCUGUUUGUGAGGCUGAUUGCCCCCCUGGUUUUGAAGUGGUGAGAAUAUCGCCAGAGUUCUUUCCUCAGUCAUCUUUGGUUUCUUCAUCUAUGCUUGAGGCAGAAAAUUCGGUACAAAGGAACCCGUUAAACACUGAUCAAACUUAUGAUCACUUCGAACACAUCCUGGAAAGUGUGGAGAAUGAGCUCCAAUUUUCUACGAGGGUGUCUUUGGUUCUGUAUUUUGAAAGCUUUGUGGAUGAAGAGGUUAGGCAAUUAGUUGAUUCGCUAGAAGAUGGCCAGGCGAAUGAGAUUGCCAGUAAUUCCUCUAUUCAGAACAGUGACUUGAACGGAUGUUGCGUACCUGAUACUUUGCCUGGUCCAACGAUGAUAUCAUCAGAUGAUUUCUGGGCGCCAUCUCCAGCAGCAAAACCAUUUUGUCAGGCUACUGCUUUUGCAUAUGAGAAAUCUACGUCUAAUUAUUUCUCAAGGGCAUUUCAGAAAUUUUGUACGCACUUAAAUGAUGUGGUUAGUGAUCAAGAUGUUGAUGAACUGCUUCCACCUGGAUUUGAGGACAACUCUAGACCCCUUGUUCUUUCAGAUGUUUGUAACUUUAUACCCUCCAGGUCAGAGGAGUUUAUUCCAAAGGUAGGGGUUUAUGCUGCAUCAGCGAUGUGCCGACAGAAGUUACACAAUGAUGUGCUCAGAGAGUUGAAAUCUUUGUUUGUUGAUGAUGCUUUUCAAGGUUUUCUAAUUUCAUGGUGUUCUUCAAAGGAAUGCUUUAGCUCUGAUGCUCAUGAGGGGGGAGUAACUAUGAAAAAUGUCGAGAAACUUGAUCAUUCUCUUGUUGCAUUUGACAAACUUAAGGAAAGAUCAAGAAAGGGUCAUAGUUCAGGACAGUCUGAGGGAUCCUUGGUGACUGGGAAAUAUACAUAUUAUCGCAAGAAGAAAUUGGGGAGGAGAAAGUUGGUCUCUUUUUCGCACUCUGGUAAAUCUGGAGACAUUGGAUUACAGAAGCAAUCUGUUGAGAAGUCAAGGAAACAGGAUAUUUCUGCAGAUGUGUCUAAGAUUGCAGAACUUGAAACUGCGGUUGUGAAUAUUAAAAAAAGUGUGCUAGAUAAUUGCCAGACUGGAUCAUCUUUUGAUGCUAAUUUGCAUGAAGCUCCUUUUCCAUCUCUUACUGAUACUUGUCAGAAAUUAAUGAAGGUUGCUCAUGUAGUUCAAGAUAAUGCGCUCAGCGGAGAUGUUUCAAGAUGUAGCACAAAGAAUGUCUCAGUUUUCACAGAGAAUUCUAGUAAAGUUGAGGGUAUCACUAGUGGCAAGGGCACUGAUGACGUAAUUCAGGAAGUGCAUGCUGGUGAUCGCUCCAAAAAGAUACCAAAUCCAACCAAGUCAUUGAAACAGAAGAGGAAGUAUUCACUGGAUGAUAUGCCACCAUCACGUUCUAGAAAAGUCCUGAAACUAGCAAAUGGUGCUGUCAAGCAAGCGGCAUGUAAACAAGUUGAAGCGCGGAAGAUCAAGACCAAUAAAUCAAGAGCAUCUAAACCCUGCCCCCGAGCUGAUGGAUGUGCCCGAUCUUCUAUCAAUGGGUGGGAAUGGCAUAAAUGGUCUCUAAGUGCAAGCCCUGCUGAAAGAGCUAGAAUUAGGGGAACCUGUUGUGUUCCUGCUCAAUACAUCGGAUCAGAGGUUAAUGGAUACCAGUUUUCAAAUAUUAAGGGCCUUUCUGCAAGAACAAACAGGGUUAAGUUGCGCAACCUUCUUGCUGCUGCAGAGGGUGCUGAUCUUUUAAAAGCGACUCAGUUGAAGGCAAGAAAAAAGCGCCUACGUUUUCAACGAAGCAAGAUACAUGACUGGGGUAUUGUUGCGCUGGAGUCAAUUGAGGCGGAAGAUUUUGUCAUUGAAUAUGUGGGAGAAUUAAUCCGUCCUCGAAUUUCCGAUAUACGUGAACGCCAGUAUGAGAAGAUGGGAAUUGGCAGCAGCUAUCUUUUUAGACUGGAUGAUGGUUAUGUGGUUGAUGCUACAAAGCGUGGUGGGAUUGCUAGAUUCAUAAACCAUUCGUGUGAGCCUAAUUGCUAUACCAAGGUCAUAAGUGUAGAGGGUCAGAAGAAGAUCUUCAUCUAUGCAAAACGACACAUUGCUGCUGGGGAAGAAAUUACUUACAAUUACAAGUUUCCUUUGGAGGAGAAAAAGAUCCCUUGCAAUUGUGGUUCUAGGAGGUGCCGUGGAUCAUUGAAUUAAGGAGUUUAGCAGUACCCACCCAGGUCAUCCCAUCGUGUUUCAAUCUGUGAAGUUAGCAACAAUCCAUCUCACAGAUUUAGCAAAACCAUGUGGAUUGUAUUCACACAACUUCAAAUGCCAGUGGAUCUUCGAUCUCACUUGGGAUAUUCGCACAGAUAACGUCGUAAAUCUCAUCAGAGCAUUUGGGAGUCGCACAUUGGAGUCAAAAAUACCCUUCACCGGUUUGAAACACCUUCAUUGGUAGAAGCAAGCAUGAUGAUUGGAUUUCUAAUAAUCACAAUACCUUCGGAAUUGUAUAGUUGAUUGAAAUUACCAUUUUGUAGCCACUUGAAACGCAAAAUUGACGUUCUCAAAUGGCUAUGUGUCGCUAUUCUCCAUAGGCAAGAUGAUGUUGUUACGGUGAUGUUUUCACAUGGAAUUUUUACCUACAUCUCAAAGAUGAUGAUUUUCCGUGCUUUGUCUUGUUGAUAUCUCAGUUGCAGAUGAGUUUCUUCUCUUAAAAACUGUAAAUUGCGUUUUCUUUGGCUUUAGCACAGUAGUCUAUUGUACAGACUUUCCUUAUAUAUUCAUUUUCUCUAACAUUAUAUGUAAAUUAAAUGUACCUAUUUGUCUGUCGGUAAUUUUUUCUUUUGUUGUUAGUUAACUGUCCCCUAGAGCUCAACUCUGUAUACUUGGUUUCCUGCUUGCCAGUAGUGGAACUGUCCUCCAUGAUUACCCAAUCUCUGUUCUUCCAUUGGAUGUGAAAUGGCUAAUUUUAUAUGGACUUGCGUAUCUUUUUUGUAAUCACUUAAUUGUUGAUGCAAGGCCUGGGCACACUUAAAAAAGUAUGGAGACUGUUAAUCGUCUAUACAUGAAUAGACUAAAAAAGUAUUGAGACCACGGAUCCCAGCCUAAAUAAGCAUUCAAAUCAUGACAAAGCGCCUUAAAUGCAAAAAGCAGACAUUACCUGUAAUUUUUGUAACCUCCAAAUCCAGACAACCCUUCAGCUAAAACAAAGGCCGGUAUCUAUGUAGAAACUAGGUCAGAUAAAUGUGGGUUAUCCUUUAUACUUGUUUAAAAAAAAUGAGGACAUUGGCACCUAUGCUGAAGCAAGUGGAGUGGAUCAUUCAGGGAUCAAAUAGUGGUGCCAUCCGUAGAUAGUUGAGACUAAUUUUUUAAUUGUUGAUCAGCUUCUUAAUUAUUAUCCGUUUUCUUUUUUCUUUUGUUUUAUUUCUUUUUUGGUGCAGGAGCACAUCAAGCAAUAUCUCUUAUCUAACUGCUGGGGGGGUGCAGUUAUGUGACGAGAAGUGGCAGCUAAAAAUGGACACCAAGAGCUAAAUUUGACCGAACAACCAAUCACCUUCUAAAAGAGUUCAUUUAUAUAUAAAAGGGUGUCCAUUCUAAGAGAAGAGUCGUAAUGUCUGUAACACCAAGCAGCAGCAUUGGAACCCUGUUCAGUGUAAGCAACACAGAAAAAAGAUCUGUACACGGUUUCAACCUGAGAUAUGGGCUGCCAUGGUCCAGUUGUAACAUGACACAUUGCUUUGAUGUAGAGUUUGGAUAAACAGAAGCAACCGCCGGCAACUCAUAUUUACUUUAUUUUUUCUUGGUACGAUAUAAAGCACAACUCAACAUGGCCUCUCUUGUUUGUUUAUUUAAGCUUCUGGUGGGAGGAGGAUGUAUUUGUAUUCUGUUUUUUAACUUUUGGAGAGAGAGAGAGAAAGAGAGAGA